GGCUUUUUACGAGCGCUCCAGUAGUGACAGCUCAAAGCUGUCCACGUCAACACUAAACACCACCAUGGACUCCGGGACUCUGGAACCUUCACUGUACACUGUCAAGGCCGUCUUUAUCUUGGAUAAUGAUGGAAACCGACUUCUUUCAAAGUACUAUGACACAGAGCUGUAUCCCUCAAUGAAGGAGCAGAAAAAUUUUGAGAAGAACGUCUUCAACAAAACCCAUAAGGCGGACAAUGAAAUAGCCUUCCUGGAGGGCAUGACUAUAGUGUACAAGAGCAGCAUAGACCUAUUCUUCUAUGUGGUGGGCAGUGCACAGGAGAAUGAGCUGAUGUUGAUGGCGGUGUUGAACUGUCUGUUUGAGUCUCUCAAUCAGAUCUUGAGGAAAAAUGUGGAGAAAAGAUCUCUGCUGGCUAAUCUGGAUGGAGCCUUUCUGGUGGUGGAUGAGAUCAUUGAUGGAGGGGUGAUCCUGGAGAGCGAUCCGCAGCAGGUAGUCGAGAAGGUUAACUACAGGACUGAUGACAACACUCUAUCAGAACACAGUGUGGCACAGCAUAUCACUGAGAAACUGGCUAUCACCACUAAUGUGUUACAGACUGCAAAGGAACAGAUCAAGUGGUCAAUACUAAAAUAAUUUUCACACUGAGCAGAUUUAUAUUGUAGCCAGCUUUAUUUUUAUGAAAUCUAUUACAGCUAAUUAAUUAUGAUACUGGUUGGAAUUUCAGUUGUUUUAUUAUUAAGCCAUUCAGACUUGAAUGCUUUAUUAAACAGGUUAUACUGUGCAUAUAACUAUAAGGGUAAUCCUCCAUACUUAGUUUGAUAGUUUGAUUGCCGUUAUUGAAUAAGUUCCUUGUAUUUACUAAUAUGGAGAUAAGUUUAAACUUUAUUUGCACUGACAAUUUUCAGCGUUUUUACAAGAUGCUAGAAAAAAAGGAGUAAUCAAAACUUAUGUUUCUGAUUCAAAGUUGUAUUUAUUAUUUGAAGGGUAAAUAUGCGACACCAAUUGUAGCAAAAGGCAUUCGGCGUAUUUGUUAAUUUAAACUUGUAGCAGCAAAACCAUACUGAUGCGCUACAAAUAUCAUCGUAUUAAUUGGUUGUCUGAUAACAUCUGAUUUAUAAUUUCGAUUUGAGCCACUUCAAAUCGUAGCUUUGUUACUUUGCUUUGUUCUGUAAAUGUUGUUACAUUAAGCCUUUUAUCAGGUCUUUUACUGUUAUAAUACUAUUUUACCAAAACAAAUUAAGAAGCCAAAGAAUAAGCGUAAAAAUAAACUUGUAUGUUACUGAGGAAAUAUAAGAACUUUUUAUUCAUGCCCUGUUUGAACUAUAAGUUGUUUCUAACGAAAAAUUUUAAAUAGACAGCAUAUUGGGUGUAAAAGAGUUAUCCUAAAUUUUGUUAUGACUUGAGUAAUCCUUAGUUGUUUUUAUUUUGGUAUACAUGAGGUAAUGAGCGAUGUUGUAUUUAAGUAACAUUUAACUUUAUCUCGAUAUAGUGUCUUGAUGUUAAUAAAUCUUAUUUUGUUAAGUCA
Clarias gariepinus (North African catfish) is the source of this 1526-nucleotide messenger RNA. RefSeq names its product COPI coat complex subunit zeta 2 (gene copz2). The transcript has 10 exons. The record is from RefSeq and is a predicted model, not a curated record. Gene Ontology annotation, cellular component: COPI vesicle coat. Gene Ontology annotation, biological process: intracellular protein transport; retrograde vesicle-mediated transport, Golgi to endoplasmic reticulum; intra-Golgi vesicle-mediated transport. The coding region runs from base 65 to 634 and encodes 189 amino acids. Lineage: Eukaryota; Metazoa; Chordata; Actinopteri; Siluriformes; Clariidae.